CUCGGCUUUGUUUGUCUCUCCUGCUCCAGUUCAAUAAACUACACAGAUUCUUUUUUUUAUUCUGUUACCAGUACCAGGGAACUGCAGGAUGCGCCAGACGGUACUGCAAUUGAAGAUCGCCGUGUGUUAUUUCAUGUUAUUGGACAGUUUUCAGGAAAUAAAUACUUCAUCUUCACAUUCUGAAAAGACAGCCCCUCUCAACUCUGACAUGAUACUACAGUGUCCUUUUAAAUUGAAGAGCCCAGGGUAUGGCCUGACAUAUGUCACUAUAUCCUGGACAAAAGGUGAAUCAAAAGUGGCAGAGUUCAUUUUUGGGGAAUUAAGAGGAACCAGCCAUGCAAUGAUGUCUAAAAGUGAGCUACGAAGAGAGAAUGCCUCCCUAAGUCUCAGGAAUGUCACCAUUGAAGAUGAGGGAGAAUACAAAUGUCUGGUACAUGAAGCAGGUGAAGACCCCUUAACUGUCAUUGUCCGGGUUAAAGUUAUAGCUCAUCCUGUGGUAUCCGUAAAACCAAGUCCAAUUAUGGCAGGUUACUUAAAUAACCCAGAGUGUCACAUAAAACGCUUCUAUCCUGGAACUAUCUCUGCAGUGUGGAUGAAAAACUCCAACCCACUUCCUGGUCAAGGGCCUCUACAGCUGAAAAAAAAUGGAGACCGCACUUUCGACACAGUUCGCUGUUACCCCAACUCUUCUACCUUUGAAGAUUUUAAUGCCAACAUAUCAUGCCUGGUGAAGCAUGAGGCUCAGGAUGGAUGGGUGAAAGACGUUCCAAUCGAAUUCUGCCAGCCACACUUCACUGUUUCACCCAAAACUGUCACAAGUUAUGGGAAACAGAAGGUCACCUGCAAACUGGAGGGCUGCCCCUUCAGCAAUUUCACUAUCAGUCUGGAGAACAAUGAAGGAAUAAUAAAGGAAAAAUCAUGCAGAAAAGAGUCAGAAUGUUCUACAAACUUAACCUUUGUGAUGAAUAUCACAAAGGAGGAGGAGUUGAAGGAGUUUUUCUGUAAGGCAAAGUUUGAAGGAGAUGACAAGGUGAUCACUGAACAUAUCUUGAUUAAACCUGAAGGAUUAACUGUGGAAAAAGUGAUGCCAGUAGUAGGGGUGGUGGUGCCUGUACUGCUGGUGGCAGCACUCAUGCUUGGGAGAAGGAAACUUUGCAAAAAUUGUCUAAGAAACAAAGACAGCUUAUCUGAGAUUCACAAUGGUGAUCCUAUUGAACGUCAGAAUCUUCAACAAGCAUAAGUAUGGAUAUUUACACUGGAAAGAAUAAAUGAAACAGAGACUCCUGGACCCCCAGCUUUAAUACUACUGAAGAUCCGAUGGUGCCCACCUUUAAGCUGCUUUACUUGAGGCCAGUUUAUACAGCUUGGUGUAAUUGCUACUCCUCUUCAAAAAAUUGUAUUGUGAUAUUCAAGGUGAACAUCCAAAAAGAUGUUAUAUGAAGACUGCUGCAACUUUUGUUGUCCAGAAGGAAAUAUUCUGUAUAUUUAUUGAUUGUCUUCAUCAGAGUUUACCUUUUGUAUUUAAAUGCUGGUAAUAUUUGAGGAUACAAAAUCCAAAAUCUAUUUCUCUUAUAAUGAAGGAAUUGUAGCUCUAUAUGGGGUGAAGGUGGGUGUAAAGUGUUAAAUAAUUUUUUGCUCAGGUUAAGCUUUCUGCACUAUAUGAAGUUUAGAUAACAUCAAUUACCUUCUUUAUAGAAUAGAUGCAGUAUUGACAAUACCUUGUCAUGUUGCCCUCCUUUCACGUGAUGGAAAGAAGGCCUUUGCUUGAGUGAAUUGUGGAUUUCUUUAGCAGGUCUCGGAAGAAAUGGGGUUUGGAGGGCGAUUUAUUGGCUCGGACUCUUUACACUUCUCUCACUGCCACCUCACUCACAAACUCAAAUAUUCCCAACCUAUCGAUUUAGAUACAGUAAAGGUACCAGACAAGGAUGUCCUGUUUCCCCCCUACCUUUUACUUUGUCUCUGGAGCCUCUUACUAUUGCUUUCCACAAAUGUGACCUGAUCUACCUAAUCGAUAUUCAAAACACUAGCCAUAUGAUUCCCCUGUAUCUAGAUGAUGUUCUGCUUUCCUUAGACAAUGCCCAUUCUGAUCUUCUACAUGUUCUUAAUCUCUUUAAUUCUUAUGAGUCAUUAGCCAGAUACAAAAUAAAUUGGUCCAGAUCUGCUCUUCUUCCUAACUACUUCUGUCCAUAGCCCACUUUGCCUCCAUUAUAAUGAUAGCAACUUCCUUCAAUACCUUGGUUCAAAAUAUUGCCAUUUACCAGAGAGUUCUGAGGGGUGUGAAGAACACUCUCAAAUUUCAGACCUAAUGUCCCUCUGUCUGUUCAUUCCAACACAUGUUGUUCCUCCUUUCAUUUUGUCGUUGUCCUGCUUCCUCUAAUACCCUUCCUCCCGUUUAAUUUUGGACAGAGAAUUCUAUGUGAAUUU
Erpetoichthys calabaricus (reedfish) is the source of this 2424-nucleotide messenger RNA. Its product is annotated as tyrosine-protein phosphatase non-receptor type substrate 1-like. NCBI's taxonomy places the organism in Eukaryota, Metazoa, Chordata, Cladistia, Polypteriformes, Polypteridae. The transcript has 7 exons. Bases 89 to 1240 code for a protein of 383 amino acids. Gene Ontology annotation, biological process: cellular response to lipopolysaccharide; negative regulation of T cell proliferation; T cell costimulation. The record is from RefSeq and is a predicted model, not a curated record. Gene Ontology annotation, cellular component: external side of plasma membrane.